CGGACGCCAUUACCACGCCAUCGCACAAGCUGUCAUUUACGCGUUCGUUUGUGAAAACAGAUACCAAAUCAGUUUGUCAAUUCACAGUUUUGUAUUAAUAGUUUCUAGAACCACAUUAAUCUCAAAAUGGCUGAUGAAAAGAAGGGAGAAAACGAACACAUUAAUCUGAAAGUAUUAGGUCAAGAUAACGCAAUUGUACAAUUCAAAAUAAAGAAACACACACCUCUCAGGAAAUUGAUGAAUGCUUAUUGUGAUAGAGCAGGUCUAUCAAUGCAGGUAGUGCGAUUCAGAUUUGAUGGGCAACCAAUAAAUGAGAAUGACACUCCAACAUCACUUGAGAUGGAAGAGGGCGACACAAUAGAGGUUUACCAACAGCAGACCGGAGGAGUGUCCCUAGUGUAAAUUUAAUAAUCUUAAGGAUUGACCAUCUCCAAUGGGUCAAAAUCAAUGAGGUGUACCCGUCUCAAGCUCUAACCUUAAGUUAAUUUUAAAGAAACAUCAUUUGUAUCUGUAAAAGUGUUAGGAAGUAAUUUUGUGACACAUAAUAGCAUAGCCGAGCUACGCAAAGCAUUAUGCGUCUCAAAUAACUUGUGGUAAGGUAAAUUAUAAGUAUACCAAAUGCUGUAGGUAACUUCAACAAUUCCAUUGUGAUAUGUUUAGUUGACACGUCUACGAAGGCAAGACUGUUGUAGUGCUGCAGUAAUAAAGCAAAUGCAAACCUAGCCUAUUAUGGUAUCUAAUUUAUUGGGCCUAUGUCCAUUUCGACAUCAGUUCUGUAACCAACGAUAUCUGAAACAAAAUAAAUGUAAUAUGUAUUA
Messenger RNA from Bombyx mori (domestic silkworm), 818 nucleotides. RefSeq names its product ubiquitin-like protein SMT3 (gene Sumo). NCBI's taxonomy places the organism in Eukaryota, Metazoa, Arthropoda, Insecta, Lepidoptera, Bombycidae. Gene Ontology annotation, biological process: protein sumoylation. Gene Ontology annotation, molecular function: ubiquitin-like protein ligase binding; protein tag activity. The record is from RefSeq and is marked provisional. Gene Ontology annotation, cellular component: nucleus.